CAGUGCACUUGGCAAUGAAAAUACAAGGUAAACUUCAGCAGUAUCUAGAACAUUUUUCUGUCUCCUUCUCGACCCAGCUGAGUGGUUACUUCGCAGGUCGAUGCAAGAUUCCACUCUGAAUCAUCACUAGAGUAGCUGAAUGGAACGAAGCAUAAUUACCUGGUCUACCGUGGAUGACAGUUUUGAACAAGCAAGAUAAGCGCCUACUGCGAUUUGUUCCGAUGGCCAAAUAUGGCUUGAGGAUAGACGAUGUAGUGCAACAAGGGCAAACAGAGUGGUGACCAAAGCGUCCUGCAUUUCCAGACUCGGACGCUUUCAAAGCGACCAUCCAUAUACCUGACUCAUGACUUAAUUUAUCCCGCUGAAGGUAAAGCAAGACACUCUCAUGUUCCUCGACAUACUCAUACCUCCGCUUUUCCAGAUGGCUAAUCUGUCUGUCUUCCGUCGCGAACCAACAGCUGAUGAGAUUGCAGCGGCGGCCUCCGAAGUUCUCAAUCAUGAGAAGGCCGUCUCACAGCUCCAGAGCCAAAUACAGUCGUUGCAGUCUCAAAUAAACGCACUUAGAGCAGCUCAAGCGGACCAUAUCCGGACGAUCAAUAGACACAAAGGUGUCAUGACCCUCGCUCGUCGACUUCCAUCCGAACUAUUAGCACGCAUAUUCGAGCGUUGUGUCAAGGACGGUUGGUAUCGUGCACCUCUUGUUGUGUCUCAGGUAUGUUCGCAGUGGCGGACAGCAGCUCUGGCACCGAGAGUAUGGUCACGCAUAUACUUGAAUCUCGAUGAUCCGAGUGCCAUCAAUAGGACAAGAUUCUGGCUUAGAAUGGCUUCUCGAGCACCAUUACAUGUCAUCCUCCUCUCGACCGGGCGCGUGCCAGCAACUCAGCUGCUCAGAGCUAUGGAACUUCUUCUGACCCAUGCUCCCGAAUGGAAAACGUUCAAAUUUGAGACAAGCGGCUUUCAUCAUGUACAGCUGGUAACACUGUGCAUAACCCAGUCCCAUUCAUAUCUUCCCAAAUUGAAGAAAGUGUCCAUCACUACCGAUACACUCCCUGGGGUAGAAAUGAAUGGGGAGGAGGAGGAAACAAUUGAUUUUGCAGAUGCUCUUGACUCAGAACGGGCUCCGAACCUGAUGCAAAUCUCACUAUCCUGCAAGUCUGUUCCCCCGUUGACCUUCCCGUCGCAUCUGCAUAAAUUGGAACUCGCCAUUACAGAAUCUCCAGACUCACGCCCGCUUGCUGCGAGUGCGCUCAUCGCGCUGCUAGAAGGCCUUCCCAAUCUCACACAUCUGUGCAUUUCCAUGCCGUUCGACUAUGAGCGGGAGUAUAUUGACGACGGGGAUCCGCAGGGAGUGACACUUCCCGAGUUGACGUCGUUAAUAAUCUAUGGGCCUACCGACUUGAACGGGUUCCUAUAUUACCUUCAUACCCCAUACCUUCGUAGACUUCAUCUUCGUUCUCUGGAGGACCGUGGAUAUAGACAAGAUCCCAUCGCACCCAGCCUUCUGCAUUUCAUUCGAGAUACCUCAAGUUUCUUCUCCAGUUCGCCCAUAGAGGUCCUCGAGCUGUACGACAUUGAUCUUUCUCCGGAGUAUUUCGCUUCGUGCUUUCUCUCCCUGCCAAAUCUCACUGAGCUUCGUUUGCACGAAUCGUCUAUCUCCGAUGGCACGUUGCGGAUUUUGCAAGCCGGAGGUGAUGGAUUGUCCGGAUGUCUCUGUCCGAAGCUGUCCAAGUUAGACCUGCGGUGGUGCGCAAACCUCACUGGGCGGGCCCUGGUCGAACUGCUUCGAAGUCGCCUUCCGGGCGGCCUUCACUGUGGCUAUCCUGCAUAUCCAAUGCCCGGACAGUAUUCGUAUAGUGAGGAGCUAGUGAUGUCUCCAAUCACCGAGGUCACUGUCAUCAACUGCUGCUACGUCGAAGAGCAAGACAUCCUAAACUUAGCCGUGAUGUCGCUGUGCCGAGUAGUCGUUAAGGAGACAGAUUAUUGUGCCACCCGCCGAUGUUGUGGAAAUGCUCGCUACCGACAACGGUUGCAAAUGCGCCACCUCUUGGGUCUCCCCGCGGACCAGAAGGCUCAGCUUCGGCUCAUUAUAUGAUGUCGUGAAGGAAGACACUGCGUGUAGAUUCAGUUUUUCUAUCCGCAACUGGUUUCAUUUUCCUUUUUUGAUACCUUCGUGCCUGACAUCUGUAUCUGUAGCAACUAGAGUGGUCACUGCCGUGCGGGAGCAAAGGAAUCAGAUGUAUAUUGGAUCAUAUCUUCCAGUAUCUUUAUUACCAGUUUGUUCCUCCUAUCAUGUAUCAAUACCAGCUUCGUCCUCGGAUACAUACAUCGCGAAUCAUGCGUGUCUCAGUAAUGACACGUUGAAAGCGGAAAUACUAAAAACUAUAUGUUUCACGCC
This is a messenger RNA of Somion occarium, 2395 nucleotides long. Lineage: Eukaryota; Fungi; Basidiomycota; Agaricomycetes; Polyporales; Cerrenaceae. The record is from the annotation of a GenBank genome assembly.